GGAGGCACAACUUCCGGAGGGAGGCGGAAGCGUCUCUUGGCUCUAAGCUCGGGAAUCCCGGGACGGCUGAGGGACUAGCGGGGCUUCAGGAAGGGGCCGCCGGUGCAGGCUGGCUACACUCGGGGUGUCGGGGCCGCGAGCCUGAGGGAUGAAGAGGGGCCAUGGCUAGCGACGGGACCAGGAAGCAGUUUUGGAAGCGCAGCAACAGCAAGGUCCCGGGCAGCAUCCAGCAUGUGUAUGGCGCCCAGCACCCCCCGUUCGAUCCUCUGUUACAUGGCACCUUGCUCAAGGCCGCGCCCAAGGUGCCCACCACGCCGGUGAAGGCCAAGCGAGUCAGCACCUUCCAGGAGUUUGAGAGCAACACUAGCGACGCCUGGGAUGCCGGCGAGGAUGACGACGAGCUCCUGGCCAUGGCGGCGGAGAGCCUGAACUCCGCCGUUGUCAUGGAGACGGCCCACCGCGUCCUGCGCAACCACAGCCAGCGGCAGGGCCGCCACCGGCCGCGGGAGGCUGCGGAGCCCAAGCAGAUGCCAGAGCCGUCGCCGGAGCCUCCUGUGGUCCUGAGCAGUGACCUCCGGCUGGUGAAGUCUGUCAGCGAGAGCCACGCGUCCAGUCCCCCAGGAAGUGCCAGCGCCACUGUCCCUCUGCGCAGGUCCCCGUCUCUCCCCAGCUCCGCGACCGUCGCACUAGGGGUGUCCGACCCCAGUGCCCUCAGCAGCUCGGCCUUAAGUGAAAGAGACGCCUCCCGGCUGGACAAGUUCAGGCAACUGCUCGGCGGCCCCAACACAGACCUCGAGGAACUUCGGAAGCUGAGCUGGUCGGGGGUCCCGAAGCCCGUCCGUGCCGUCACGUGGAAGCUGCUCUCCGGUUACCUUCCGGCCAACGUGGACCGAAGACCGGCCACUCUCCAGAGAAAACAGAAAGAAUAUUUUGCUUUUAUUGAUCACUAUUACGACUCCAGGAACGAUGAAGUUCACCAAGAUACCUACAGACAGAUCCACAUAGACAUCCCCCGCAUGAGCCCCGAAGCGCUGGUCCUUCAGCCCAAGGUGACGGAGAUUUUCGAGCGGAUAUUGUUCAUAUGGGCCAUACGCCACCCGGCCAGCGGGUACGUCCAGGGGAUGAACGACCUGGUCACCCCGUUCUUCGUGGUCUUCCUCUGCGAACACACAGACGACGAGGACGUGGACACGGCUGACGUCUCCCGCGUGCCCGAGGACGUGCUGCGCAACGUGGAGGCCGACACGUACUGGUGCAUGAGCCGGCUGCUGGACGGCAUCCAGGACAACUACACCUUUGCCCAACCUGGGAUCCAGAUGAAGGUGAAAAUGCUGGAGGAGCUGGUGCGGCGGAUCGAUGAGCAAGUGCAUCGGCACCUGGACCAGCACGAGGUGCGGUACCUGCAGUUUGCCUUCCGCUGGAUGAACAACCUGCUGAUGCGGGAGGUGCCUCUGCGCUGUACCAUCCGCCUGUGGGACACCUACCAGUCGGAACCCGAGGGCUUCGCGCAUUUCCACCUGUACGUGUGCGCCGCGUUUCUCGUGAGAUGGAGGAAAGAGAUCCUGGAAGAGACGGGCUUCCAAGAGCUGCUGCUCUUCCUCCAGAACCUGCCUACAGCCCACUGGGGCGACGAGGACAUCAGCCUGCUGCUGGCCGAGGCCUACCGCCUCAAGUUUGCCUUCGCGGACGCCCCCAAUCACUAUAAGAAAUGAGCCCGGCCCCUACGCACCAGCUGGCUGUAGGCCUGUGGCCGAGGAGAGGCCUUGCUGGAGCAGCUCACCAGGACGGGGCGCCAGGUGUGGCCCAGGGCCUGGCGAGGGCCGGGCAGCUUCUAUUUUCUGAGAUACCAAAGAGAGCCAGGACAGGGUCCCGGCUGCGUGAGGCCGGGGAGUUCAGGCCUCCCCUCCUCUGACCCUGGAGCAUCUUUGCCAAACGCCCUUGGGGAGGCCUGCUAUCCCGGUGCCCGGGCACAGGGAGGGGGCAGCCAUCCCGUACCUACUUGGAAAUUUUGAAAUUCUAUUCUGUUGAGUGAAAGAGAAUAAAAUACAGACCAAGUCCUAAGCGAAGCGUUGCACUAACCCUGAAGCCCUGUGCUCUCCAGGCCUCUGCAUUUGGCUGUGUUUCUGUGCCUGACACUUUGUGUCCCCGUGUACUUGCUUUCUCGGCUCGAACUUGGCAGGAGAGCAGAAGCCGAGAGCCUGCGGGAGGGGCUCUGGCUGCAGCAGGCGGGGAGCAGAGCGAGGGCUCUGGAAAUCGCCUUACUUUCUGUCCGCAACCUCUGAUGAGAGAACCGUGGAGCCCGCACGCGACUGGACCAUCCUGCCAGGAGGUGGCGCAUCUGGCUCAGCGGGGCCACCUGGACAGGCGGGGCCAGCCGCUCCUGGUCAUCAUCCGAGCCGUGGCCAGUUCUGCUCGGCCUGUGCCCACACCCGCACCCACUCGGGUGGCCCAGGUUCCUCUUCCUGCUGCACCUCGGAGGUGUUGGUCCCUGGGGCAGUGAGCCCAGGUGCCAAAGGGCCCAGCCUGGCCUGCCCGGGAUUCUGCUGUCACAGGAGCGUGGCCGCCAGUGGCAUGGACACCCCUGUGGGGCUCUGGGCCACAGCCACAGCCUUGGACCCCCGAGCCCAGGUCAGGCUCCCGACCUCAGCGGCCACCUCCGCCCUCAGCCACUCACCUGCUGGCAGGCGUUUCUUCCUGCCACGUGCCAGCCCGCCUGCAGCAUCCAGGCCCCCGCCCUGUCUUUGCUCAGCUCAGGUGCCAGGAUGCUGCCCGGAUGCUGCAAAACUGAGGCUAGGAACCGAGAGACACAUGUGCGCUGGGCAUGUGGUCCUUUUUUAUUAAAAGGGUUCUUGGGUGCUUACAUGUGCCUGGAAAUCAGCACAAAUAUUGUGCAGGUGCCAGAAACUCCCAGAUCAGCAGAGGGACCUGCUUGCCUUAGACGAGACGGGAGCACCCCCUCCCCGGCCGGGAUCAGGGUUCUGCCCCCACCAGCACCCCUGGGCCCCCAGCCCACAGCUGCUCUCCCGCCGGGAAGAGGGACGUCCUGCUUGGCCCCCGGGUGCUGCCCGCCGCAGCUCAGGUCGUCUGCACGGCUGCGGGGUUGGGGACACAAGGGCUGUUCCGCUGGAGGCCGGUUACUUGUCAGGCAGGAAGGCACCACGGGGCGCAGUGAGGCUCUGAGCUGCGUGUGUGUGUAAACCUGGAACAAUCCGGAGGUGUUGCCAGGUCCUGGGCGUCUGAGCCGCUCUCUCUGCAGCGAUUAAAGCUGCUCUGUCUGGAAUAUGAUGCACUAAAACAUGGAAUAAAGCUGCGGUGAAACCCC
Molecule: messenger RNA, 3322 nt
Organism: Phacochoerus africanus (Common warthog)
Lineage: Eukaryota; Metazoa; Chordata; Mammalia; Artiodactyla; Suidae
Gene: TBC1D22A
Product: TBC1 domain family member 22A
Exons: 13
Coding region: 162-1712 (516 amino acids)
Biological process (GO): activation of GTPase activity
Molecular function (GO): GTPase activator activity
Source: RefSeq, a predicted model, not a curated record